GUGCCCGCAACGCCAUGAGCGCCUCUAACGCAAAGAAAAAGUCAAAUGCUUCAUGUAUCAUCUUUCCGUUUACCCUGCUGUGCAUCGCGGGCCUCGUCAUCGCGCUCCUGUCGUCCGCCUACUCCGACGCACUCCGGCGGGCGAGGCAGGCGGAGUACGACGCUAAGACAUCGUGGAAAAGGGCCGAAGCGGAAUGGCGGAACAAGGAGAGUGAAUCUAUAAAGGCAGCGGAGAAGAAGGCCAGUGCCUACCACCAGCAGGUCAAGCAGACGCAGGAGAAGGUGAUCCGAGCUCAAAAAGCCACUGAGGGCUUCGAGAAGAGGAUCCUGAAGGCGGAAAAGGACGCUGCCCUUGCGAAGAAGGACAGCGAGGAUUUUCAAGGGAAACUUGCAGACACGCUGACGGAGAUCGUGCGGAUGACGAAGGAGAGCGAUAGACUUCAAGAGAAACUGAACAAGGCACAGAAAGAGGCCGAAGAAGCCAGGCAAAAUGCCAAGCUGCUCGAACAAUUAGUUACAAAUUGCGCCGCUGUUACUUCAGGAAAGCCUGAGGUUUUAACAGAAAAUUACAACGCAAGGAAGGUAGAACCUACAAAAAAGGAGUCAGUGACAGAGUGCGCCACAUUCCCAAGCAGUGGAUGGGAAAAGUACCUCCUUGUUGGCACGAUGGUCAUCUUGCUCAUCUGGCGAAAAGUGGCGGUGACUUAUUGCUAUCGUCUGGUCAAGAUGUGUUAUCUAUGGAUCUAAGAGAUCUUCCCCGAGACCUCCGGAUGCCUUCCACAUAUCCAAAGGUCUCGCCUCUAAAGCCAUGGAUUGCGUAUACAACGAGAAGGAAGCCAUAUUUUGCGAACGCUGUCUUCGAUUCCAAAGAGUUAAUGUACUGAGAACCCCUGUUAAGUUUAAUAAAGGAGAAAAUGUGUUAUCUUAGUUAAACCUAACAUGUCAGAUGGACUCUAUUGAUAUACAGUAAUAAAAUCUAAAUUAAACAAAA
Penaeus chinensis is the source of this 990-nucleotide messenger RNA. RefSeq lists its product as uncharacterized. Lineage: Eukaryota; Metazoa; Arthropoda; Malacostraca; Decapoda; Penaeidae. The transcript is spliced from 5 exons. The coding region runs from base 15 to 746 and encodes 243 amino acids. The record is from RefSeq and is a predicted model, not a curated record.